UUAAGGCAUAACGUGUCUAGGGGAAUGGAUAAGCCAAGAACAGCACUGAUUAUAGAUGAUGAUGAUGAACUGUAUACAGGAUUCAAUGAUGUAUCACCAGCGUUGGAUACGAGAGGCAUUCAGGAGGAUACUGCUUUGCAACAGACUUUACGGACGGCUGGAAUAGGCCGACAAGUGCCUAGUAGGAUGGGGACUGGGAUGUUCCGUAUGGGCACGGUAAGCGUUCGCGGUUCACGCGCGGGCACCGCCGCGACACGCCCCGUCACCGCGCACAGAGCGGCCGGUUACACGUCCACUACGAGAGACAAUAGCGCCAAGGAAGAGAAGAGAGAGGAUACAAUUGAGGAUAAGAUAAAACAAAUGGAAGCGAAAAUUAUGGUCCUCGUUGAGGAAUCUUGCAUGCUUAGCGCUCGAAUAUCUGACGACGAAUCUAAUAGUAGUAAAAGGGAACAAGAUCUCACACAGGCUUUAGCUAAGGCCCAGGAAGCGUCCACUCUAGAACGGCAAUUAAUAAAGAUGCAAGAACAAGCCAAUUUAGGAGACUCGCACAAUUUAGAUCUUACUUUUUGCGUUCUUUGCAAUUUAGCGGACCAAUAUGCUCUCAACGAAAUGUAUACCGAAGCUUUAAAUACCUACCAAUUGCUCACAAGGAAUAAAUUAUUCCCCCAUGCCAAUAGACUGAAGGUGAAUAUGGGUAAUAUAUAUUUCAAAAUGGGUGAGCAUCCAAAAGCACUUAAGUUAUACAGAAUGGCAUUGGAUCAAACUUCUACUGCAGAAAAAGAUUUAAGAAUGAAAGUGAUGCACAACAUAGGACUUCUCUUGGUGAGAAUGGGAAAGUUCCGUGACGCUGUCACAAAUUUUCAACAUAUUAUGCACGAGCAGGGUGAUUUUCAGACAGGUCUGCAUUUGGUCCUAUGUUCUGUCGCAUUAGAUGAUGCAGAAGGUGGAAAAGCAGCUUUUCACUCCAUGCUGGAUGUUGAACUUCCCAACUAUCACCUCGAUAUAGCAAUAGAUGAUGAGAACGACGCAUACGAGUGCGUAGUCCGCGACGUGGUGCGCGGCGACCGGCUGUCGCGGUGGUCGCGCGCGGCCGCUGCGCACGCGGACCGCUGCCUCGCGCUGGCUGCCGCUGCGGUGGCACGGCCGGCUGCUCGCCACCAGCGGGAUGACGAGUUGGGUAGUGCGUCCUGGUGCGUGGAAGCCCUUCGAGGAUACUCGGGAGGCGGAGCUGGCGCGAGAUUAGAACUAGGCAGCGCUCUAGCAUCACUGCGCAGCGCUACCACAGCUGGGGGAGGCGGUAUGGCCACUGGACUGAAAGCGCUGCAGCGGCUGAAAGCGGUGGCAAGGGCGCAUCCGAAUGAUCGUAUUCUACGGGCAGAAGCGAACACUGAUGCAGCUUUUGUUGCUUAUGCGCUGGGUAAAGUGUCAGAAGCAAAAUCAUUAAGCGAAGCAGCGUGUAGAGAUGACCCUUACUCGUGUCCAGCGCGAGUCACCUCUGCGCUUUCGGAACUUGCUUUAUCCGGAAACGGAAUUAGUGACGGCAUCGCUGAUAUCCUUAACCAGUUGUCAGCGGCCACACAUCUCGAUCCCGCUGACCUUAUAGCUAUGCAUGAUAUGGCGCUAGCACUCGAGCUGUCAGGGGAGGAGAGCGGAGCAGAAGCGCGGUGGCAGCGCGUGCGGGCGGCGGGCGGCGCGGGGCCCACGCUGCGGGCGCUGGCUGCCGCCGGGCUGGCCCGCAUCGCUAGACGGGACACUACGGCUAGUAGUGCGGCUGAACACUGGUAUAGUAUGAUAAGCAACUGGGACGCGGGCGUCUCAUGUGCACUCGCAAACCUGCACAGCGAGCUCGGUGACACGCAAACUGCUAAACAUCAUUAUCAAGACGUAGAAGCAGUGUGGCCGUGUGAAUUGACAGCCUUGCAAUGGCUGGCUGGCGAGUCGACACCGGAAGAGGCGUUGCAAUACUACCGACGGGCUGCACGCUUGCAACCCAAUAAUCCGCAAUGGGGUCUGCUUAUCGGCGGCUGUUUGCGCGCCAGUGGCCGGUAUCAAGAAGCUCUUCGAGUCUACAAGAAACUCAACGCAAGAUUUCCAGAUGAUAUUCAAUGUUUGAAGCACAUAGUAAAACUAUGCGGUGACCAGGGCUUGUCUGAGACCAGUGUUUGGAAUCGUGAGUUGCAGAGAGCGGUGGCUAGAGCGAAACAAAAGGAACGGGCUAACAUAACAUCAGCGAGUAGCUUCUCAUCUGGUGCAAGCCAAUCUCCAAUAGAAUCGAUGCGAGCGGCUUCACGAGGCGAAAGCGCAGCGACAGGAACGCGGCGGCCAAGCGAGAGUCGGCUAAACACUGGAAACAGUAACACGAGCAUCGUGAACGAGUCAAUGCAGCCACUAUCUCGCUCUGUGAAACGACAAGAUAGUAAGAAGAAAAGUGAUAUGUUUGAAGACGAUCUACCUCUACCCCCAGAAUAAGAAAAAGGAAACAUUACUACUACUAUUGUACUAUCUCGAAAUAUUUUUCAAAAUCGAUUUGUACAUUUUGUAAUUUUUCACGUGAAAUAAACGUUAAUGUAUGUUAA
Colias croceus (clouded yellow) is the source of this 2576-nucleotide messenger RNA. It is a transcript of the gene nompB, whose product is annotated as intraflagellar transport protein 88 homolog. Gene Ontology annotation, cellular component: centriole; ciliary base; ciliary basal body. The coding region runs from base 25 to 2469 and encodes 814 amino acids. Gene Ontology annotation, biological process: intraciliary transport; non-motile cilium assembly. The transcript is spliced from 19 exons. Lineage: Eukaryota; Metazoa; Arthropoda; Insecta; Lepidoptera; Pieridae. Gene Ontology annotation, molecular function: kinesin binding. The record is from RefSeq and is a predicted model, not a curated record.